AUGAAUAAAAGGCGUGCCUUCAUCCGCUCCAAGUACGUGGAGCGUCGAUUCAUCACCAGCACUACUGGUGGCACAGUGGGUAGACAGAGCAAGACUAGGUCCUCGCUGGGACGACGUGCAUCUCUUGAACCUGUAAAGGUCUCCGGCAGCGACAUGACGGCCGCCUCUUCAAGGGAUACCAUCGUCUCCGACCCCGACCGAUUUCUGCGUCGAGAUCUCUUACGUGCCACCCGAACCGGCGACCUCUCCUCGCUUCUGCAGGUAUACUUAUACCUACCUAUAUUUUGA
Messenger RNA from Dibothriocephalus latus, 288 nucleotides. The record is from the annotation of a GenBank genome assembly. Lineage: Eukaryota; Metazoa; Platyhelminthes; Cestoda; Diphyllobothriidea; Diphyllobothriidae.